This is a messenger RNA of Medicago truncatula (barrel medic), 1406 nucleotides long. Its product is annotated as probable carboxylesterase 12. The coding region runs from base 89 to 1162 and encodes 357 amino acids. The record is from RefSeq and is a predicted model, not a curated record. Lineage: Eukaryota; Viridiplantae; Streptophyta; Magnoliopsida; Fabales; Fabaceae. Gene Ontology annotation, molecular function: hydrolase activity. The transcript has a single exon.
AACAAAAUGAUAAGGUGUACUGCAGCUUAACUGGACACCACCAACUCAAAUAUCUCUCUAUGUGGCUACAAAAUCAAACUCAAACUUCAUGAUUCUCAAUUCUCAUUCCUUCUCCUUUCCCUUAACCCUUCCCCUUCAUAAAUCAUCAAAACCAUUUCUUCUUUCUCUGAAACUGAGAAGAAAACCCUUAUCAACCAUGGAUUCAACCUCUUCCACCAUCGACGAUGAAGUAGCCGUUGAUCUAACCCCAGUUCUUAAACUAUACAAAAGUGGUCGUGUUCAGAGACUUGCAGGUACAGAAGUUCUUCCUCCAUCUCUUGAUCCCAAAACCAACGUUGAAUCAAAAGAUGUUGUUAUCUCCGAAGAACAUAACAUCUCAGCUAGACUUUUCAUUCCAAAAACCAAUUACCCACCAACCCAAAAACUCCCUCUUCUUGUUUACAUCCAUGGUGGUGCUUUCUGCAUUGAAACUCCUUUUUCACCAAACUACCAUAACUACCUCAACUCUGUUACUUCACUUGCUAACGUUAUUGGUGUCUCUGUUCAUUACAGAAGAGCACCGGAACAUCCUGUUCCCACGGGUCAUGAAGAUUCAUGGCUUGCACUCAAAUGGGUUGCUUCACAUGUUGGUGGAAAUGGUUCUGAUGAAUGGUUGAAUCAAUAUGCAGAUUUUGAGAAAGUUUUCUUAGGAGGUGAUAGUGCUGGGGCUAAUAUUGCACACCAUUUAAGUAUUCGGGUCGGGAAGGAAAAUUUGGAUGGUGUAAAACUUGAAGGGAGUUUUUAUAUUCAUCCUUAUUUUUGGGGUGUGGAUCGGAUUGGAUCAGAACUGAAACAAGCUGAAUAUAUUGAAAAGAUUCAUAAUUUAUGGCGUUUUGCAUGUCCAACUACGAAUGGAUCGGAUGACCCGUUGAUUAACCCGGCUAAUGAUCCGGAUUUGGGGAAGUUGGGUUGUAAGAGAUUGCUUAUUUGUGUUGCUGGGCAAGAUAUUUUGAAGGAUAGGGGUUGGUAUUAUAAGGAAUUGCUUGAGAAAAGUGGUUGGGGUGGUGUUGUUGAAGUGAUUGAAACAGAGGAUGAGAAUCAUGUGUUUCAUAUGUUCAAACCAACCUGUGACAAUGCUGCGGUUUUGCUUAACCAAGUUGUUUCCUUCAUCAAAGGUGCUUGAAGAUAUCAAUGUGGAAGUGUGAUAGUGUAUCAUGUUUCACUUGUUUUGUUUUUUGGGUAUGGAUUCCUUUCUGCUAUGUCUAGUGAUAGAUAGAUAUGAGGAUCCAGUUAAGGAAAAUAAAAAUUAUGAGCAUGUUUAUUUUUUUAAGUUUUUAUCCUCUUUUUUCUUUUGGUGAAUUAAAGGGGUCUAAAUGUUGACUUAUGACUUUGGAAUUAAUUAAUAUAUACCGAUGAUGUUAUAUGAA